AUAUAUCUACGAGUUGCUUGUGUUUGAUAGCGAUGCGCGUGUUUCUACAGCAACGGAGCCAUGAGGAUUAGCCGGUGAUGGUCCGGUCUUCGGGUUGGUCGUGUCACUGGGGCGGUUUCCCUGCCGUUGAUAUGCUUUUCUCGUAGCUAUGUCUUGAAGCAUUCGGUGUUUUGUGCUGCCAUCCAUCGAGAGUUUGAGAAACUCAAUUGUUAUUGCUUGUCAGCGUAUCCGAACUUUGAUAAAGCGCGCAUGAGGCAUCUGGAUAUGCCGUCCCAGUAACAUCCUUGGGAGUAGUAUCUCAAACUCAGCAUCCCAACAGUUAAACACUGCUACAAUUUAUUGUUGUUAGGAUUGUAGCCGUUGAGCACGACGUGAGAAUGAUACUUCUCAUCUGAGGAUAUCAACACAACACCACCGUAUCACUCCUACUUUGCCUUCACGAAUCGCCCGCAAAGGUGCCGUCGUCGCCGCCAUCUCCACCAAAAUCUCCACCAGUGUCUCCGCUGAAAGUGUACGUGUUGUUGGAAACGCCACCCACAUCGCCACUGUAUCCACUGUAGUUGUUGCUGUUAUUGUGGCCACCGUACAUGGAGCCCAAUGCGGCUCCGACGCCCAGGCCUCCCAGCGCUCCGAGUGCACCCGCUGCCAUCGUGUUACCACCGCCACCACUCUCGUGGUACGGAGACGAUUCAUACGCCACGGGCGCCGACGCGUAGGCAUAAGGAGCCUGCUGUUGUUGGCCCGGGUAAGUGCCGUAUUGGCUGGUAGCAACUGGCUGCGCGUACACAUACUGUUCCUCUCUCUCCUGCUGCGCACGACGCGCCGGAAGGUAGCAACAGCACACGCAGCAUAGCAGCAGCAAUGCGAAGAAGAUGAAGGUACCAGAUACACCGCCCGAGUGUGAGCUCGGAUGGUAGUCAUCGCCUCCGUAGUGAUAGGUGGGAACCACACGGCGGCAGCGGCAUUCGUACGGACUGGCGGCGCACUGUGCGUCCCUUGGACAGCAGCACGGCGCACCCGACGCCAUACCGAUGCAGAACUGGCCUGGUUGGCCACGGAACGCAUGGUCGCACUGACCGGUUUGUUGGCAGAGGCCGCAACCCGACAAGGCGGCGGACAGCGUCGCAUUCUCCACGAACUCUUCGAACUGCUGGCCAGACCUCAACAAAGCAGCAUCGCUAUCGCCAGUGGGAGCCAAUGCGGGGGAUUCCUCAGCGCAGACGCCCAGUGUCGAAAGCAACAGCAGCGCGAGCCACAAGAAGCGUUGCAUGUUGAAAAGAUUGAUGUGGAAAAAAUGUCACUAUAAAUGGAUAUCGAGGGACUCAGUUGAGUAUCAUUUGUGUCUGCCACAUAACGGAGCCAUCGGCCAGCCAAACUCAAUUUUGCCAAUCAAGAUGAGCCGCAUCUUCGUGGGACUCGAGACGUCUUUCGUCCAUGACCUCCCAGCGACGCUCGACAAGGUCUUCGAGGACAAGAUGAAUGGCAUCGUGGCGCCGCUCUUCCAUCCUCGCUUCAAGCGCGAUGACCAGGAGGUCUCAGACACUCGGGACGGUUCGCAGGCUCGCUCGGAUCUGGUCAUGGACUCGCGCGGGUGGACUGCAUCAGUGGUGGGCAAUAUUUCCAAGUGGAUGGACCUGGAUGCUGCCACACUGGACGCUCGUCUGAGUGCAGAGAAGGUCUUUAAGCAGGAAGUAGCCUGGGCUUCGCAUCUAUCUGUACCGGCCGUAAUGCUGCCGGCGCCGCGCCACGCUCACGCCUCCGCCAACUACGCGCGUGUACUCAACCAGUCGCUCACACAGGCGCAGUAUCUCCAGUUUUGGGUGCGCAUACCGUUAACGUCGAGAUAUCAGUCGGACGCCAAGGCACCAAUGGAGCUCGAUCCAGUGACUGGACUUCGUGGAGCUGCCAUGAUGGAGACUGACGAAGAGGACGAGGAAGCCUCGGACCCGUGGGAGACGUGGGAUGCACUACGAACUCGCUGCGAGUAUCAUUCGAAGCUGCACGUGGCGCUGGAAAUCACAGCUGAUCUGCCUAGCACCGAGGAGAUCCAACGCUGGCUAGGCGAACCUGUUAAGGCGGCUAUUAUCCCGACGGAUAUCUUCCUGACGAACCGCAAGGGUUAUCCGGCUCUGUCCCAACGACACCAGAAACUGAUGGCACAGCUUUUCCAGCACAAUAUCCAGUUCUACCUCCGUGGACGACCACGUCACCGUGGGAAGCUAUUGCCGUAUGUACAGUAUCUGCAUUUCCUGUACAGUAAACGACCGAGUCAGGACCGUAAGGCGCAAUUUGAGGCGCCGUAUCUAGACUACCUCCAGGCCCCACUGCAGCCUCUCAUGGACAAUCUGGAGUCGCAGACGUACGAAACGUUCGAGCAGGACGCCUUCAAGUACAACCAGUAUGAAAAGGCUAUCACCCAGGCAUUGGAACAGACCCCAGAAGAUAAAGAGUCUGUUGUGAUGGUUGUUGGCGCCGGUCGUGGCCCCCUCGUACGCUGUGCUCUUCGCGCCGCUACUGUGGCUAACCGCAAGACCAGGAUGUUCGCUGUCGAGAAGAACCCGAACGCAGUCAUCACUCUGCGUAACCUCAAGAUCUCGGAGAAAUGGGACAACGUCACGAUCAUCGCGUCAGACAUGCGUAGCUGGCGCACAAAGGAGCGUGCUGACAUCAUGGUGAGCGAACUUCUGGGAUCUUUUGGCGACAAUGAGCUGUCCCCUGAGUGCCUGGAUGGCGCGCAAGACUUCUUGCAUGAAAAUGGUAUCAGUAUUCCGUGCGAGUACACGUCGUUUGUGGCACCGGUUAUGUCUUCAAAGCUUUGGAACGAAGUGAAGGUGCACGACUCGCUUAAGAGCUUCGAGACGCCGUAUGUAGUGCGACUACACAACUUUUACGCACUGGCACCAACGCAGAAAUGCUUCCGCUUCACUCACCCGAAGUUUAACUCGCGGAUCGACAACAGGAGACAAGCAGAGCUUCGCUUUACCGCAGCUGAGAGCGCUGUUGUACAUGGUUUGGCGGGUUACUUCGAUGCCGUGCUGUUCGGUGAUGUGACGCUGAGUAUCGAACCGGACACCCACUCGGACGGCAUGUUCAGUUGGUUCCCCAUUUACUUCCCGUUGCGCCAACCACUGCGCUUCCAUAAGGGUGAGGAGGUCGUGGUGAACUUCUGGAGACUCGAGAACAACAACCGCGUAUGGUACGAAUGGUCUGCGUCUUCGGGUGAUGGCAAAUGCCACGUCCCGAUUCACAAUCCCAAUGGACGGUCCUACUGGAUCGGACUGUAGGAAUGUCAUCAAGACGCAUUAUUAGUUAGCUAGCUGGGUUUUGAGCUACCAAAAGCUAACUAAGUGAAUGAAGUCGUGUCUAGAGCUCGUCACGGGUCUCUGAUUUCUUCACUGUAUGGACGACCGUGUCUCUGGUACUGCUGUCUUCAUCUUCUUGGACAUUUUCGUCGGGAUGAGCGACUUUGUCCCAGUCGUGCAAGCUCCCGCCAACAACAUUGAGAAAUAGGUUCUUGAGUGCUUCCUCUACUUCGUUAUCUCCUCCAAAUCCACGUAUCUGAUAGAGGAGCUGGGCAAGAGUUUUGCUGCAUCGUUUCACUCGCUUUGGCCAGGCCGAACGGGUUGAGUACUUUUCAAGCAACUCCCAUGCGUCGGCGAUA
Phytophthora nicotianae INRA-310 is the source of this 3661-nucleotide messenger RNA. RefSeq lists its product as hypothetical. Lineage: Eukaryota; Oomycota; Peronosporomycetes; Peronosporales; Peronosporaceae. The coding region runs from base 1269 to 3284 and encodes 671 amino acids. The transcript is spliced from 5 exons. The record is from RefSeq and is a predicted model, not a curated record. Gene Ontology annotation, biological process: regulation of DNA-templated transcription; peptidyl-arginine N-methylation. Gene Ontology annotation, cellular component: nucleus; cytosol.